AUGAAAAUCAGCUACCCACGCAAACAAGGAGAACUUGUAGACUCUAGUGAAAUCGAGCUUCUUUUUAAGUGAGCUGAGCAGGUUGGAAUCCAAAUAAACCCUAAACUUCAAUAUCCUGUCAAAUAUCCUCCAGGAUACUUCGGGAUGAAAACGCAGCUGCAAAUUCCCCCAAGUGAAACUUUAAUUACUGUCCCAAACAAUGCAUUAUUAUCUACACAAAUCGCUAAAACUCCUGAACUAUCUGAAAUAUAUGAAAGCCAUCCUGAUUUAUUUUUAGAUAGCACUUCUACAACAUCAGUGGACUAUUUAAUGAUUACUUACCUAUUAUUAGAAUUCUCCAAAGGGCCUUCCUCAUAUUGAUACCCUUAUCUUAAUUCCCUUCCUAAAAAUCCUGAGAAUUUAACUGAUUGGAAAGAAAUUGAAUUAAUUGAGCUUCAAGAUUCAGAUGUUGUCACUGACGUCCUGGAUAGACAAGCUCGAUAUGAAAUUUGAAUAGAUACACUUAUCAGUGUGCUACAAAAGUACCCUGAAAAAUUCGGAGGAACAAUCAACGUAGAAAAGGUGCAUUGGAGCUGAAAAAUAGUGUCAACAAGAGCUUUUGGAAAAUGCAUACCAUAUUCUUCGCUGAUUCCUGUUGCUGAUUUGAUAAACCAUGACAACGUGCUUACGAAUUAUUACUAUGGGACGGAUGAUGACUUACCACCUGAUUUAGCUUUAGGAUUUGAUAUAAGAGAUACAGAUAGUGAUUCAGAUGAAGAUCUUUAUGAAGACCCUGAGCCAAUUUUGCUUAAUUAUCAAAAUUUGCAUAAAAUAAACUUUUCUGCAUAUGGAGAGCAACUAGAUGAAGAAAAAACAAAUAUUUCAAAGAAAAUUCUUAGUGAAGCAACUAUUAAAGAUGCAAAUAGAUUUGUUUUAGGUAAAAAUAAUACAGAUAUGAAUUUCUCUGAGUCAUUAAGCAUAAGCCAGAUAACUGAAGACCCAAAUAAAAGGUUUAGAAUGGUGACAGGCAAAAAUGAAAGAUUUGAAGGAGGAGCAGAAAUUCUUAUUUCAUAUGGAAAUUAUUCAAAUCGAAACCUAUUGAUGAGCUAUGGAUUUGCAAACAAAAUCAAUAAAUAUAACUAUGCAAGAAUUAAAAUACCUUUAACUCCCCCCCCCCCUCCGUGAGCGAACAAAACCAUUAGAAAAAUCGCCAUUUUUUGACCAAAAACCCACCCUCCGUGAGUGAACAAAAAUUUUUUUAAUAGAAAAAAUUUUAAUGGAAAAAAAAUUUUGAUAUAUAAGUGAUAAUUAGUAUAAUGAAAUCUAGAGCUAAUUCUGUUUAAUUUUAAAACAAAUUGCGUUUUAAAACAUAAAUUUUGCAAAUUAAAUUAAUAUUUGCUUCCCAAUUUUUGCAAAUUAGGAUUUUUUUAAAUUUCGAAAAAAAUAUUUUUUAUAAAAUUUAUAUAUAAAUUUUUUUUAAAAAAAAAAAAUUAACCCCCCUCCGUGAGCGAACAAAAUUUUUUUGUUCGCUCACGGAGGGGGGAGUAAGGAAUUUAUUGACUGAGCAGCAGUGAGCUAAAAUGGAGGAAACUUAUAGCAGUGAAGCUCUUGUUGCUUUCAAAAUUAAGAAAAGCAAGAUAUGCGAUGAUUUAUUGUCAGUUUUAAGAUGCUUACUGUGAGAUAUAAAUAAGGAUACUCCCAUGGCUUUCUUUAAUCCAACUUCAAUUGAGAAUGAAGAAAUUAUUUUUCAACAAGCCAUUAGCAUUGUACGGAAUUGCCUUGACGAGUUUCCUACAACACUUGAUGAGGAUUUAGGUAUAUUGAAUGCACCAAAAUCGCAUAGGCACUAUUUUGCAGUAGGUAAUAUAUAGCUAAUAUAUAGAAUAGGAGUCAAAGACUGUUUGCAAAGCCAGCUAUCUUUGUUAAGAAUGGCCUCUUUAAUUUUAAGAAAAAUUAAAUCAGGUGAAGAAUUUUUGGAUGCAAUCACAUCAAUUCAGCAAUGUGAAGAAGUUUUAAAUGUUUCAAAUCGUCAGAAAAUGAUCGAGUAUUUAUCUUCAUAUUUAGGGUAUUUAAAGGUUACAAAAUAA
Blepharisma stoltei is the source of this 2066-nucleotide messenger RNA. NCBI's taxonomy places the organism in Eukaryota, Ciliophora, Heterotrichea, Heterotrichida, Blepharismidae. The record is from the annotation of a GenBank genome assembly.